AUGGGUUAUGAGGAAGGCAAAGGCUUGGGUAAAUACGGGCAAGGUCUUGUGGCUCCAGUUGAGGCCAGCAAACAGAGAGGACGUCGAGGUCUGGGUCUUCGUAUAGAAGGGCUUGAAGCGCAGGAUAAUCAAGAAUGGGAUAGUAGUGAAGAGUAUGUUGAAGUUAAUGAGGAAGUGCAUUGGUUACCACACUGUCCUGACGAUGUGCCUGACCUGGACACUCUUGGGUCAUGGUCGAGGGAAGGCAAGGAGAAAUUAACAAUAACAGAUGAGACGGAAUUCUGUAGCCCAAAGGUUUUGAAAGGCAUUCUGAGAGCAAAGACCAUAUUUGACCAGCUUGAUGCGAGGGAAUUACAGAGAAGCAGGUCGAGGAGUAAUCCUUUUGAGACCCUGGGAAAACUUUUCUUCCAAAACAGAGCAGCUUUGAAAAUGGCAAAUAUGGAUGCAGUUUUUGACUUCAUGUUCACAAGGCCUGUAGAUGAAACUGGGUAAGAAUCAUUAGUUGGUCCUGAUGAGGUGCUAUACUUUGCUGAUGUGUGUGCUGCCCCAGGUGGUUUCUCAGAGUAUGUUCUAUGGAGAAGAAAAACAGAUUCAGAAAAUUUCUGUGAUGCUAAGGGAUUUGGGUUUACCCUACGCGAAAAUGACUUCAAACUCCAUGAUUUCUUUGCAGCCCCAGCUGAGUUCUUUGAACCACAUUAUGGUAUUAAUGGUCGAGAUGGUGAUGGAGAUGUGUUUCAGCCAACCAACAUUUCAAACUUUGUAAAUUUCGUCCGCAAGAGUUCGGGAGGCCAGGGAGUCCACUUCAUGAUGGCUGAUGGAGGUUUCAGUGUGGAGGGCCAGGAA
Molecule: messenger RNA, 843 nt
Organism: Penaeus vannamei (Pacific white shrimp)
Lineage: Eukaryota; Metazoa; Arthropoda; Malacostraca; Decapoda; Penaeidae
Source: RefSeq, a predicted model, not a curated record